AUGUCUUUUUCCGACCAUCGUCCCGAGACCGAGAGAGAACGUCGUGACCGAGAGACUAAUGAGCUCAAGGAGUUCUUGAAACUCAGCCACUGGCUCCUAGCCGAGGGUCCCCGCCUCCGCCGAGGGGAGAUCACCGAGGAAAGCCUUCGCCCUUUGGCUCAUCAAGUCAAUCAUGCUAUGUGGGAUGCCGAGAAGACCAUCAACUGCCGAUACUGGCGCGAUGUCUACAACACCCGUCCCAAGACCGACUCUCUACGACAGCUUCUGGAUGAGGUCCUGAUCAUGAAAGCCCGCAUCAAAAAACCCAUUCGCACCGUUCUCGAUAGCGCGUGCAUGUAA
Oikopleura dioica is the source of this 339-nucleotide messenger RNA. The record is from the annotation of a GenBank genome assembly. NCBI's taxonomy places the organism in Eukaryota, Metazoa, Chordata, Appendicularia, Copelata, Oikopleuridae.